Messenger RNA from Echinostoma caproni, 585 nucleotides. NCBI's taxonomy places the organism in Eukaryota, Metazoa, Platyhelminthes, Trematoda, Plagiorchiida, Echinostomatidae. The record is from the annotation of a GenBank genome assembly.
UAUUACAUCCAUGACCGUGUUGUUGUUUUCCAGUCCCUCACACGUCUCCUAGAUGCACGACAACUGGGACUAAAGCUGAUGGCCAACGUGAUCUUUGGUUACACGGCAGCUAGUUUUUCCGGGAGAAUGCCCUGUGUUGAGGUCGGUGACAGUAUCGUGCAUAAAUCCCGAGAAACUCUUGAACGCGCAAUCGAACUGGUCCAUUCCGGAAAGAUCCCAUUCCCUCAGUCGUGUAAUGCACGAGUUGUCUAUGGAGACACGGACAGUCUGUUUGUUCACUUACCCGGUCUGGGGAGAGCUGAAGCAUUUACCGCGGCCGAGGCGAUCGCUAAAGCAGUCACGUCGGCGAAUCCCGCACCGAUAAAGUUGAGGUUGGAAAAGAUUUACUAUCCCUGUUUGUUGGAGGCUAAAAAACGGUACGCUGGUUACGCUUACCAGGAUGCCUCGCAGACGGGACCGGUGUUUGACGCCAAGGGUCUAGAAACGGUUCGGCGCGACUGUAGUCCAUUUGUGUCUGAGGUGAGAUCUGUUCUCGACUUAAACGUGACGCUCCGCCUAAAUAAGUUUCUUCCUACCCCAUUCUGA